Messenger RNA from Chroicocephalus ridibundus (black-headed gull), 3191 nucleotides. RefSeq names its product Meis homeobox 2 (gene MEIS2). Bases 590 to 2002 code for a protein of 470 amino acids. Gene Ontology annotation, molecular function: RNA polymerase II cis-regulatory region sequence-specific DNA binding; DNA-binding transcription activator activity, RNA polymerase II-specific. Gene Ontology annotation, biological process: eye development; embryonic pattern specification; brain development. The transcript is spliced from 13 exons. The record is from RefSeq and is a predicted model, not a curated record. NCBI's taxonomy places the organism in Eukaryota, Metazoa, Chordata, Aves, Charadriiformes, Laridae.
GGUUUGAACGAGGCGUUCUCUUCAUGCCCUGGAAAAUUAAUUUUUAGAAAAGCACAAUGAAUGGUCAGAGGAGAGAAACCACGCGUGCCCCGCACCGCGCUGGCGGAGGGGCGAGCGCUCGGCCGGAGCGGGCUCGCUUCCCGGGGAAGAGCAACUUUGCGCGGCCCCCUCGCGCGCUGUAGCUCUCUCCGUGCCCCCGGACCCGCGCACCGUCCGCGGCAGCGGCGACGGCCGGCGACUUAAAUAAAUAACUCGUCAGCGCGCCCGCCAGAACGCUCAAACAUCGCGGUCGAUCGGAAAGAGAAAGAAAAAAGGAAAAAGAGAGAGAGAAAAAGGAAAGAGAGAAAGAGAGAGAAAAAAGAAGAAAACACAGAAACUCAUCGUGGUUCUUGACUGUUUUUUAUAUAUUAUUGUUGUUGUUAUUGUUGUUGUUAUUAUUAUUAUUUACCCAUAUUGGAGGAUAGGAGAAGUCUAUAAGUGGGUUGCAAAAAAAAAAAAAAAGGAAUCUUCUUCACUCUAAAUCACUUUCUUUGCUGGACUGGGAUAUUAAAUAUACGACACAUCCAGGAGUUUAUUGGAGCGCAGACUGAUGGCGCAAAGGUACGAUGAGCUGCCCCACUACGGCGGGAUGGACGGAGUAGGGGUGCCGGCGUCCAUGUACGGGGACCCCCACGCCCCCCGGCCGAUCCCCCCGGUGCACCACCUCAACCAUGGGCCGCCGCUCCACGCCGGGCAGCACUACGGCGCCCACGCCCCGCACCCCAAUGUCAUGCCGGCCAGCAUGGGCUCCGCUGUCAACGAUGCCCUGAAGCGGGACAAGGAUGCGAUAUACGGGCACCCGUUGUUCCCCCUCUUAGCUCUGGUCUUUGAGAAGUGCGAGCUGGCGACCUGCACGCCCCGGGAGCCCGGCGUGGCCGGCGGGGACGUCUGCUCCUCCGACUCCUUCAACGAGGAUAUCGCCGUCUUCGCCAAACAGGUCCGCGCCGAAAAACCACUUUUUUCUUCAAAUCCAGAGUUGGACAAUUUGAUGAUCCAAGCAAUACAAGUACUAAGGUUUCACCUUUUGGAAUUAGAAAAGGUUCAUGAAUUGUGCGAUAACUUCUGCCAUCGGUACAUUAGUUGUUUGAAAGGAAAAAUGCCAAUAGACCUCGUUAUUGAUGAAAGGGAUGGCAGCUCCAAAUCAGACCACGAAGAACUCUCAGGAUCUUCCACAAAUUUAGCCGAUCAUAAUCCUUCAUCUUGGAGAGACCACGAUGAUGCAACCUCAACGCACUCGGCAGGCACACCGGGGCCCUCCAGUGGGGGCCACGCUUCCCAGAGCGGAGACAACAGCAGCGAGCAAGGAGAUGGUUUAGACAACAGUGUAGCCUCACCUGGUACAGGGGAUGACGAUGACCCAGACAAGGACAAAAAGCGUCAGAAGAAAAGAGGCAUUUUCCCCAAAGUAGCAACAAAUAUCAUGAGAGCGUGGCUUUUCCAGCAUCUCACACAUCCAUAUCCUUCAGAGGAGCAGAAGAAACAGUUAGCCCAAGACACAGGACUCACAAUUCUACAAGUAAACAACUGGUUUAUUAAUGCCAGAAGAAGAAUAGUACAGCCUAUGAUUGACCAGUCAAAUCGAGCAGUGAGCCAAGGAGCAGCGUAUAGUCCAGAGGGUCAGCCGAUGGGAAGCUUUGUAUUGGAUGGUCAGCAGCACAUGGGAAUCCGGCCUGCAGGUUUGCAAGGCAUGCCAGGGGACUACGUAUCUCAGGGUGGUCCUAUGGGUAUGAGUAUGGCACAGCCAAGUUACACUCCUCCCCAGAUGACCCCACACCCUACUCAAUUAAGACAUGGACCCCCAAUCCAUUCAUAUUUGCCAAGUCACCCCCAUCACCCAGCCAUGAUGAUGCACGGAGGACCCCCUACCCACCCUGGAAUGACCAUGUCAGCACAGAGCCCCACAAUGUUAAAUUCAGUAGACCCCAGUGUUGGUGGACAGGUUAUGGACAUUCAUGCCCAAUAGUAUAAGGGAACUCAAGGGAAAAAACAAAACAAAAACAAAACAAACAAAAAAAAAAACAAAAACAAAAACUAUUUUAAGACUUUUGAACUUUGACCAGAUGUUGACACUUAAUACGAAAUUCCAGACAGCUGUGAUUAUUUUUUACUUUUUGUCAUUUUUCAUCAACAACAGAGGACCAACGAAACAAGAACACAAAUGUGAAAUCAUGGGCUCACUGAAAUGAAUAUGUCCAUGUACAGAUCCUCUGGAAAAAAAAAAAGACUCCAAGAGUUAUAACUACUGUAGUAUAAACAUAGGAACUAAGUUAACUUGUACAUUUCUGUUGAUCACUCCGUUACGUUGCCUCAAAUAGUUUUAGAAGAAAAAAAAAUCCUUGUUUUCCACACUAUGUGUGUUGUUCCCAAAAGAAUGACUGUUUUGGUUCAGCAGUGAAGUCACUAUCCAUGAAAGACCUGUUUUGGCCAGUGAGAAAAGAACUACCCUGGAGAUGAAGACGAAAAGUCUUGCUGGGUCUCUCAUCACUCAGAAGACUGUUCCAAGAAGGCCUUGCCAUUCCCUCGUUUUGUUCCUUCAUAAAACGUGUCCUUUAGUUUCAAACAGAUCUUUAUAGUUUGUGCUUCAUUAAGUCUCUCCCCAUUCCUCCCCAAUCUAUUUUUUUUUUUUGGACUCUUCUUCAAAGAGCUCGCAGGUGAAGAUUUAAAAGACAGAACAGACAGAGCAGGAGCUUCUUCCAGUAGUUCUGAGCCUUGGCUUUGGACAAAACAAAACUAAAAGUUGGGCAGCUUUCCUCAAUGAAAGAAGUUACUAACGGUCUUUGCACCAAACCUAGGACUUUAUCAUGAACUCAAAGCUUGGGAAAAAAAAAAAGCAAGAGAAUACUGUAACAAACUUCGUACAGAGUUCGGUCUAUUAAUUGUUUCAUGUUAGAUAUUCUAUGUGUUUACCUCAAUUGAAAAAAAAAAGAAUGUUUUUGCUAGUAUCAGAUCUGCUGUGGAAUUGGUAUUGUAUGUCCAUGAAUUCUUCCUUUCUCAGCACGUGUUCCUCACUAGAAGAAAAUGCUGUUACCUUUAAGCUUUGUCAAAAUUUACAUUAAAAUACUUGUAUGAGGACUGUGACGUUAUGUUUUAAAAAGAAAAAAAAAGGUGUUAAGUCACAAAAUGCGGUAAUAAAUAUUUCAUUUUUGAUUUUU